AUGUCAUUCUACGAUUUUUACAAUGUGCAAAUGCUGCAAGCAAUGCAGCAAUUUUACGCAACGUCGGAUCUUAGCUCUCAGUUAGGACAGUUAUUGUUAGGACCACAGCAAUUGUUUAUGUCGAACAAUACUAUCACUCCAAAUGAACUUCAUCUGCAAAGCAGCGAUUUGUACUUGGAAAGCGAAAGCAACAACGAAGCUGUGGCAUUGCAAGCUCCUGAGACAUCUACGCCUGUGGUGAUUCACACCUCUGCAAAUGAGGAAAUUAUUCCUGAAGCGCAGCCCAUCUAUCGCGGUGAAAAAGAGAUGAAAAAACUAAACAAGGAGGAACGAUCAUAUAUUGUUGCCGCGGAUGCCAGCAACAAAACGAUUGCUACACUUCAGUCCAGGGCAGCGAACGCUCACAAAAGGACUGUAGAUCCGAGCAAUAAUCCAGAAGAUCUUCGUAACGUUCCCGGAGGCGAGGUAUUUUUGCAGCUUCAAACGGAUGAUUUGCACAUACACUUCAGCAGAAAAGUUGUUGAGUUGGCUCGAGACCAUGGAUUGCAUGCACUAAUUGGGGAUGGAGUGCACAAAUUAAAUCCUGUUACAAUUCCAAAUAGAAUGGAUAAAGGUCAGCUUUAUGUCGUGCACGCGGCAAUCCAAGGAGGCAUAGAGGUGCCGUUACUCUACGCUGUCACCAGAUUCAAGACCGUCGGAACUUACAAAAUAGUGUUCGAAAGCCUUCGGGAAGUUCUAGGAGAAUACAAAGAAAGAUUUGUAGUCGAUUUUGAAAAGGCGGCCAUUCGAGCAGCAAGGGAGACUUUUCCUGAAGCGGAUGUUCAAGGAUGCGCUUUUCAUUUAGCGCAGGCGUGGAAUAGGGCUUCUGUUAAUUUGGGGCUAAGAAAGUUCAUAAGGGGACCUAAAGCGGUUCUAGAGGAUUAUAGGACAACAAACGCAGCAGAAGCAUUUCACAGCAAAUUGCGUGGAAUGCUUUCAAAGCGAAUUAAUCCCCCGUUUGAAGAGCUGUUGGAAUGCUUGCACUCUAUCAACUCAUUAGCACUAGGAAUGCUGAAACAUGUCCAAGAGAAUGCACGCGCUUCGAGAGCUCUUCGCAAAAAAGAUCAAGAGCGUCGUGACAAGAUCAACAACGCAAUGGAUGAGUUUAAAGAGAUGUUUCGUUUGGAUGAUGAUUUAGAAAUAGAUGUCAUUAAUAACUAUUGCAGGAAGAUGUCACAGUUUGUUACAGAGAAGACUAUAUAG
This is a messenger RNA of Cylicocyclus nassatus, 1242 nucleotides long. The record is from the annotation of a GenBank genome assembly. NCBI's taxonomy places the organism in Eukaryota, Metazoa, Nematoda, Chromadorea, Rhabditida, Strongylidae.